Molecule: messenger RNA, 1268 nt
Organism: Struthio camelus australis
Lineage: Eukaryota; Metazoa; Chordata; Aves; Struthioniformes; Struthionidae
Source: RefSeq, a predicted model, not a curated record
GCUCUCGGUUGCUCCAGGCAGCUAUCGCUCUCCAGGCAGGGAGAUGUGGGGGGUUUCAGUGCUCAGGACCCUGCUCCUCUAGGCCCUGGAGCAUUUCUCCCCGAGUUUUCCAGGAGCAGCACCAUGGAGGUGCAAAACCCCAGCACUUGUAGGGUCCCCGUGGGGCUGGAUAUUCAGUGCUUUAUAGUCCCUUUGGCAGUUCCCAGCAGCUGUCUGUCAGCCUGGGGCUCCUUCAGUCUAGAGAGCCAAAAUCUUGUCUGCUGUGGGGGGGUUCACCCCACCUCACCCCUUGCUCCCAAAGCCCUGGUCUCCAGCACAGAGGGCUGAGUUGCUCCCAGCGAAAUUUUGGCUUUGGGAGCCCAGCAAGAGAUGUGUGGAGGAUGCGUGGUAAGGGCCAUCACUCGCUCUCCCCGCAGGAAGCGAAGGGCAGCAUGGCGAAGAGGGUCGCGAUCAUCGGAGGGGGGAGCAGCGGGCUGUGCGCCAUCAAAGCCUGCCUGCAAGAGGGGCUGGUGCCCGUCUGCUUCGAGAGGUCUGGGGACAUCGGAGGCCUGUGGAGGUUUGAGGAGCACCCCGAUGAGGGCCGCGCCAGCAUCUACAAGUCCGUCAUCAUCAACACCUCCAAGGAGAUGAUGUGCUUCAGCGACUUCCCCAUCCCCGACGACUUCCCCAACUACAUGCACAACUCCAAGAUCAUGGAGUACUUCCGCAUGUACGCCCAGCACUUCGACCUGCUCCGAUACAUCCGCUUCAGGGUGAGCUGGGCGCAACCUGACGCCCGCUCCGCCUUGGCCGUCACCGGCCAGUGGGACGUGGUCACCGAGAGCGGUGGGGAGCAGGAGUCGGCCGUCUUCGACGCUGUGCUGGUGUGCACCGGGCACCACACCAACGCGCACCUCCCGCUGCACACCUUCCCAGGAAUCGAGAAGUUCAAGGGCCGCUACCUCCACAGCCGAGACUAUAAGGACCCCCAGGCUUUCAAGGACAAGAGGGUCAUCGUCAUCGGGAUUGGGAAUUCGGGGUCGGACCUGGCUGUGGAGAUCAGCCAAACGGCCAAGCAGGUCUUCCUCAGCACCCGCCGGGGUGCAUGGAUCCUCAACCGUGUUGGAGACCAGGGGUACCCCAUUGACAUCAUCCUCACCACCCGCAUGAAGACCUUCCUCUCGAAGCUGCUGACCCCGUCCAUGGUGAGCGACUGGGCAGAGAAGCGGCUGAACGAGAGAUUUGACCACUCGCAUUACGGCCUGAAGCCAAAGCACAGGAUCCUCCAC